AUGGUUGAACAAGUGCCUGCGAAUUACGGAAACUUCCACCAAGAAAUUUAUUUACCACGUAGUUUCCUUCACUUCUGCGGGUUAUGGCCAAGCGCGACUUUCUUGCAUUUUUCCUCUAUUUUAAUCAUAAUUUUGAUCGUCCUUUGGCUGCCUUUUGCCGCAUUUUUGUUCUCCAGCGACUCUAUUGAAGACAUUGUCGAGUCCACUGGGUAUGUGCUAAGUGUGACCAACACAAUCAUCACCAUGUUGAUAGUCCGCUGGAAUUUCUCAUCAAUUACCGCAAUUACCAAUCACAUGAGCGACAAUUGGCUCUGCAUGCCAUUUAUUUCCAAUGAGGACAAACAAAUGCUUCAAAAAAAUUUAUUAAGCUCAAAAUUUGUCCUCCGCUUGGCAUUUUCCUUCGUUAUCUUCUGUGUUAUCACUUUCUCAACAAUGCCAUAUAUUUUUGCAGCGAUUUUAGGACAUGAAUUACCUCGCCAAGUCGCGAGAGUCGCUUGGUAUCCGUUUCCUUUGGAAAAUUUUUUUGUCAUCUUAUUAACUUCUAUUUUUACAAUAGCUACAAUCUUUAUCGACUCGCUAAUCGAUGUUGCGAUUGAUGCAUUUACUAUCAUGGCAGUUUUUCACUGCGAGGGACAAUUGUCAUUACUCUGUUCUACCAUUUACAAAUACAGAGGAUUAAUCAGGCAUUCGGGUGAUAAUUUUACGGAAUUGAGAAGCUAUCAAAAAUCAUGUCCUUGUCUGAAAUGCAUCGUUGAUCAUCAUGUAGACAUCGGUCUUUUUUCAGCGCAAGAGAAAAAUAUAUCCGGAAUAAUAAUUCAUUUAUUGUAUGUGUGCUGGAGCGGGUUCAGUCUAAUUAUUUAUUGCUCGCUGGGUGAAAAACUGAGUAAGAAAAGUGAGGAGGUCGAAAGAGCAGUAUGUGAAAUCGAUUGGAGCGUUAAAAAGAGCAAGCAAUCCCGGUCUUUGAUGCUGAUAAUAAUUCGCAGCAGAAAAGCAUUUGCUAUAACUGCGGGGAAAAUUUUUACGAUGAACUUACUCUUCUACAAGGAGGUAAGUAUAUUUUUAUA
Cotesia congregata is the source of this 1064-nucleotide messenger RNA. The record is from the annotation of a GenBank genome assembly. Lineage: Eukaryota; Metazoa; Arthropoda; Insecta; Hymenoptera; Braconidae.